AUGUCCUCUGCCGUUGAAUUUGUCCCUCGUCGCAACGAAGACCGUGGACACGCCAACCAUGGAUGGCUUAAGACCUUUCACACCUUCAGCUUUGCAGGGUACCAAGACUAUCGCUUCCAGAAGUGGGGAAGCUUGCGCGUGAUCAAUGAAGACCGCGUCGCUCCAGGUGAAGGGUUCGGGACGCAUGGUCAUAAAGAGUUUGAGAUAUUUAGCUUCCUGGUGAGCGGAGAGCUCGAACACCGCGAUUCUAUGGGCAAUAAGGAGGUUCUGAAGCGCGGGGACAUUCAGCUCACUUCUGCUGGCACGGGAAUCUCCCACAGCGAAAUGCAGCACAAGAAAUCGCCCCUCCCUGUCCACUUCCUUCAAAUUUGGGCAAUUCCUCGAACCUCUGGCCUCCCACCCAAAUACUAUAACCGCCACUUCACCGAUGAGGAGAAGCGUGAUACUCUUGUACCAGUUGUUGCUCCUGUUGGUACCAAGGGUGUCACUGAGGAGCGUGAGGGCUCUGGUCCCGCGCCCGUGCAGAGUAAUCUUCAUCUCUUCUCUACAAUCCUCUCUCCAGGCAAGAAGGUCACCCACAACUUCCUCCAGUCUGCCAACGGCGCCAAGCGCAAGGGCUACCUUCACGUUAUUCAGACAUCGGGGUACAACAAGGGCAAAGCCACAGGUAGCCUUGUCAAGGUGAACAGCGACCUGUUCCUUUCUGAAGGUGACGGUGCUUUUGCACAGGGCCCUCAGGGUGCGCCCAUAACCAUCGAGAACGUUGGCGAUACCGACGCGGAAGUUCUCCUGUUUGAUAUUGAGUAA
Serendipita indica DSM 11827 is the source of this 807-nucleotide messenger RNA. The record is from the annotation of a GenBank genome assembly. Lineage: Eukaryota; Fungi; Basidiomycota; Agaricomycetes; Sebacinales; Serendipitaceae.